GCCCGGGGCAGUAGGAAAGGGGCUAAGAAAAGGAAGAAGGGAAGUGGUGGCAUGAAGAUAGGUGGCUUGGAGUCUCAGGCGGUCUAGCGAGCCCCUUCAUUGUGCUUGCCUUCUGUGAAACAGCGGGCUUGGAGAGGAGCAGUUUCAGCUGGCCAGAGCGGAGCGGCAGGGGUGCAGCUCUGUUGGGCCACAGUAGUGGGCUGCGAGCUUAGGAGGGUGAGCCGCCGCUGCCCCUUUGAUGUUUUGGUACGCCGUGCGCAUGCGCUCCACAUUAGAAUUACUGCACUGGGCAGACUAAGUUGGAUCUCCUCUCUUCAGUGAAUCCCUCAAUCCCAUCAAAAACUAAAGGGAUGUGGAGAGUCCGGAAAAGGGGCUACUUUGGGAUUUGGUCGUUUCCCUUAAUAAUCGCCGCUGUCUGUGCUCAGAGUGUCAAUGACCCUAGUAAUAUGUCGCUGGUUAAAGAGACGGUGGACAGACUGUUGAAAGGCUAUGACAUUCGCCUGAGACCAGAUUUUGGAGGUCCCCCUGUGGCUGUAGGAAUGAACAUUGAUAUUGCCAGCAUUGAUAUGGUCUCUGAAGUCAAUAUGGACUAUACCUUGACCAUGUACUUUCAGCAAGCUUGGAGAGAUAAGAGGCUAUCCUACAAUGUAAUACCAUUGAACUUGACAUUGGACAAUCGAGUGGCAGACCAGCUCUGGGUGCCUGAUACUUAUUUCCUGAAUGAUAAGAAGUCCUUUGUCCAUGGAGUGACUGUCAAAAACCGUAUGAUCCGCCUGCAUCCAGAUGGCACAGUUCUGUAUGGCCUCAGAAUCACAACUACAGCUGCCUGCAUGAUGGACCUAAGGCGGUAUCCACUGGAUGAACAAAACUGCACCUUGGAGAUUGAAAGCUAUGGAUACACAACUGAUGACAUUGAGUUUUACUGGCGUGGUGAUGAUAAUGCAGUCACGGGGGUCACGAAGAUUGAGCUUCCUCAGUUCUCCAUCGUAGAUUAUAAACUUAUCACCAAGAAGGUGGUUUUCUCCACAGGUUCUUAUCCCAGAUUGUCCCUCAGCUUUAAGCUGAAGAGAAACAUUGGCUACUUCAUCCUGCAGACAUACAUGCCGUCCAUUCUGAUUACCAUCCUCUCGUGGGUCUCCUUCUGGAUCAACUAUGAUGCUUCCGCUGCACGAGUUGCAUUAGGUAUUACAACUGUCCUAACAAUGACCACAAUUAACACCCACCUCAGAGAGACUCUCCCUAAAAUCCCUUACGUAAAAGCCAUCGACAUGUACCUAAUGGGGUGCUUUGUCUUUGUCUUCAUGGCCCUUCUGGAAUAUGCUUUGGUCAACUACAUCUUCUUUGGGAGAGGACCUCAGCGUCAAAAGAAAGCGGCCGAGAAAGCUGCUAAUGCCAACAAUGAAAAGAUGCGCCUGGAUGUCAGCAAGAUGGACCCCCAUGAGAAUAUCUUACUCAGUACUCUCGAGAUAAAAAAUGAGAUGGCUACAUCAGAAGCAGUAAUGGGACUUGGAGACCCCAGGAGCACAAUGCUUGCCUAUGAUGCCUCCAGCAUUCAGUAUCGGAAAGCAGGGUUACCUAGGCAUAGUUUUGGCCGCAAUGCUCUGGAGCGACAUGUGGCACAAAAGAAGAGUCGCCUGAGGAGACGUGCCUCUCAACUGAAGAUCACCAUCCCUGACUUGACUGAUGUGAAUGCCAUUGAUCGGUGGUCCCGCAUAUUCUUCCCGGUGGUGUUUUCUUUCUUCAACAUUGUCUAUUGGCUUUAUUAUGUGAACUAAACUACAGCUUCCCAUGGGAAGCAAGGACUAGAUUACUCC
Phodopus roborovskii (desert hamster) is the source of this 1814-nucleotide messenger RNA. It is a transcript of the gene Gabrb2, whose product is annotated as gamma-aminobutyric acid type A receptor subunit beta2. Gene Ontology annotation, molecular function: extracellular ligand-gated monoatomic ion channel activity; neurotransmitter receptor activity; GABA-A receptor activity. NCBI's taxonomy places the organism in Eukaryota, Metazoa, Chordata, Mammalia, Rodentia, Cricetidae. The record is from RefSeq and is a predicted model, not a curated record. Gene Ontology annotation, biological process: nervous system process; regulation of membrane potential; signal transduction. Gene Ontology annotation, cellular component: synapse; GABA-A receptor complex; neuron projection. Bases 351 to 1775 code for a protein of 474 amino acids. The transcript has 10 exons.